CGAUCGGCGCGUGCGCAGUGGAGUCGGAGAGUGAACGAUGGGGUGGCCGGGGAUGGACCGAGGGUGGUAGAACAGCUGAUGAAGCUUUGGAGGCAAGAAGGGUUACAUUAUGGCCAUCUUUGACACGCCAAAGGAGGCUUUUAGUGCCUUGCGUCCAAUAUGUGUUAAGAUAACGAAGGAACAGACCAUUACUAAUGUACAGUGCCUUCAGUCACAGCUGCAGAAUGUUGGAGAUGCGGCAUUACAGGAUCUGCAGGAGUAUGUAUUGUUUCCACUUACAUUUGCACUGAAGACACCUGGUCCAAAGCAAGACAGAUUUCUUCAAAUUGUCAUGGAGUGUAUUCAUUUUAUUAUUUCUAGAACAUGUGUGCGGAGACAGCAGCUCCUCUGUGAGCUGUUCUCUGACCUGACCCUUUGCCUGUCCUCCCCAGGCAACCAUGGAAAGCUGACCAUAAUCUCGGAAGAGCUUAAAAUGGCUGCUGUCAAAGGACUUGAUGCCCUACUGCACUCAGCUUAUGGUGACAUUGUGCUAAGUUUGUAUGAGCCAGACAUGCUACCUGUCCAAGGAUUUGUUAUCUCAGUGCUCUUAACCAUCGCUGAACAUGAAAAAUCAAGACAGCUUCAGAUUCUUGCUCUGAAAUGUUUGUUGACCCUGAUUUUGCAAUGUGAUUGUUCUGAAAUGCACUGUUCUUUUGACAACAGUGAACUGAUUCAGGUUGGAAAUCAACUUGCCUCGUUUUUGCCUGGGAUCACUUUAGGAAUGACGCGCAUUAUCUCUGGAGAUGUUAAACAGGGUCAUUUAGUAACAACCUAUGCCAUCAGAGUUUGGUAUAAGGUGGUGUGUUUAGUCAUGGCCAAUGAACAACUGUCCAACAACAUCCUUCAUGACAAGAAAAUGAAUUUUGCAAAAGCGAGUAAACAUGCUGAACUUGUAAUCUGCAGAAAACCAGAAUGGGUAAAUAGCACUGCAAGCAAACUAGAGGUGCUUUUGCAGAAAUUAUGCAGUUGUGCUGCUGGCAACCAACACUGGAAAGUACGGUUAGAAUUGGUUGAAUUGGUUCAUCAUUUGUUGUCACACUGUAACAAAUCACUCAAGGAAUCCAUCAGCCAUCUGUUGGAGGUUCUUGUGAGACUCGUAGGUGAUGAGAGACCAGAGGUGCAAACAAGAUGUACUCAGGUUUUGAGACAUGUCUCUGAGCAGUGCGUGGUGUGGGAAAACAAAGAUUUUGCAGAUGUGCUAUCAGAUAAUUUGCAUGCACUUGCAACAGCCCUUCCAAGACUCAUGAGAACUCAAGAUGACCAGAGUAAAUUGACAUCAUUAAACUUGUUACUUGGCUACAUAAAAUUAUUAGGCAGUAAAGUCAAUGUUGUUCUUAACUCAACGGUUCAUCUUGGGCGUCUUUCAAAAGCACUGGUACAAAUCCUAGAAUUGGAUGUGACGGAUGUGCGGAUUGUGGAAGAAAGGCAAUUGACUUCUGAAGCUGCAGGUCUCCAGCAGCCAACACCCUGCUCAACAUUGGACAAGCCGGCUACACAGAAAAAAUACUUCAAAUAUUUUAACGAAGAACGUGUAUUUACAUUGCUUCAGCAGAUUUGCAGGGUUUUGGGUUAUUAUGGUAAUCUCUAUCUGCUGGUGGAUCACUUUAUGGAAUUAUACCAAGAGUCUGCAAUGUACAGAAAACAAGCUGCAUUGGUGAUUAAUGAACUAUUGCUGGGAAGUGCUGGAUUAGAUGUGUGUAUUCUGCAUGAACGAGAAACUCCAGUUAGUACAGAUGAUUUUAAGGCAGUCAUCACAUCUAUUGUUGAGGAAUAUACAAGUAUGAACAACUGGCAUUUGGUAACAAGUCUGGAGUCCGAAUAUGAAGCUGGCCUUGAUAAAAACCAACCAAGAUAUCAAGAUUUUACUGAAGGAUUCCACAGUUAUUCCCAAUUCUCAACUUUAACAGUUCAUACUAUGAACAGUAAUAUCUGGCAAAUCUGCAUCCAACUUGAAGGGAUUGGUUAUUUUGCUCGAGUGUUAAAUAAGGGAUUCUGUCUGCUUUUAAUGACUACUCUUUACCCAGUGUUAGAAAAGGUUGGAGCUGAAACUUUACUUAUUAGUCAAAUGGCCAGAGGUACAUUGGUAGACAUAUGCCAAGCCUGUGACUAUGAGUCAAUUCGUGAACUGAUAAAUCAGAAUUUGGACUAUUUAGUGAACACCAUUUCACUGAAUUUGAGAAGACUAGUUCAGCACCCUCAUACACCCGGUGUUAUCAGCGUCAUGUUUAGCUAUUCUGAUGCCAGCUUUCUACCUUUGGUUGAUGAUGUGGUUCAGGAUGUGCUCUUGUCACUUGAUCUUUAUCACAAUGAAAAAGCUCAGCUAAUUUUCACUGUCCUCCACUCCCUAUUAAUGGCCUUAGCUUGCUGGUUUCCACCUAUGGAUCCUGUUCAGAAAAUGGGGAAAUCUCAUAAAGCCAGCAGAUCUGAUACCACAGCAGAAGAAAUCCAGUGCUUUUUCCAGCAAUAUCAGAACCUAAAACGUCUAGCAGAGGGGGAUAUUGAAGGGAUCGAUCUGGACCAAGCAGAAUGUGAAACUCCCAAUCAAGCUGAUUCCAACGCUAGCUAUGACCCCCCUGAUGUGAAGAAAGAGCUACCAGCACAUAUUCGCAUUGCCAAGGAUGUGAUGGAAAGAUGCAUUCAUCUCUUAUCAGACAAAAACAUUAAACUGCGACUGAAGGUCUUGGAUGUUUUGGAACUGUGUGUGAUUGUUCUUCAGAAUAAUCUGAAUGAACUGCUUCCAAUGAUACACCGUGCAUGGAAUCCACUGGUACAAAGAUUGAUCAAUGAUGAAUCCCUCGUUGUCCUCAGGGCAUUCAAGGUGCUGUGCACCUUGGCUGAUACUGGUGGAGAUUUCCUGAGGAGCCGAGUUUCUAAAGACAUUUUGCCAAACGUGACCAGAUCUUUAGCAAGUCAAGCCAAGGCCAGUGUCAAGGCUGGGCCCAUUUAUAGCCACACUCUGUCCUACAAACUUCAAUUAGCUGUGCUUCAGGGCCUUGGAAAACUAUGUGAGAAAUUGGAACUUUGUGAGAGUGACCUCGAUGUGGUAGCUAGCACCUGUUUACCAUACCUGAGCAGCAGGCAGCCACGGAAACUUCAGGAAGCAGCCUGCAGUGUUUUUUACCAUCUAGCUGAAGUUGAUCCUGAUGCGACUUGGCUCAUUGUGAAUGAACUUUAUUGCCCAGAUGUUUACAAUCCACCACAUACUAGCCUUCCGCCCAUCCAGCUCUCUGGAAUGGGUAAACAAAGGAAUGAAUUCAUGGAUAACGUUGUUCAACUUCUGCAUAAUUUAUGACAUGGGCUGUGCUACCAUGUCUGUGUGAAACUAAAGCUGCUCUCAGUAUCAUGCAAACAACCAACUUUUUUGUUGGUGUAUUAAUUCCUUUGAGGGCAAGCAUUUAUUUUUGGAAGGAUGCAUAAUUUCGUCCCAAUGGCUUGUUUCCUGGCUUGUUUGACAACAACAUCAUGAAAGAUUUACAAAAAAGACAAUUUGAUCAUCGGUGAUGCAUGGCAACAAUGGCUCACAGAAGGAUUUUGCAUAUUGUAAUUGUCAGUGAUCUUGUUUGUUCAAUUUCAGUGGAUAGAAAUUAUUGCAGAAGCUGCACCUGAAAUACUGUGGUCCAGACGCCUUCUCUUGCUGCCUUUUGGCUCUCUCCAUAAAUAAAUUAUGCACUUUCGAGAUACAGAAGGUGUGUGAUUAACAUGCAGGUAUGCAUGGGUUGACAUAUUUGUAACAGCACUAACCUUGUCUAAAUCUUUGCAUUUGCAUUCAGGAUCUUAAAGGAACUUCAAGUUGAGAUUGAAUUGAGUCAUUAAACGACUGAACCAACUUUAGGAUACUUAUCAUUAUCAUCCAUGGGGCUGCAGAAUAUAAUGAGAUAAUUUAUUGUAGAAGCUUAUCAAUAUUUGCUUCACAUAAGCAUCUUACAUAAAGAUAGAUACAUUUUAGAAUCUGAGGGGAAGUACUAUACUGAUUAACAAUUUUUUUUUAGUUUGAAGUUUUAAGUACAAACUGCCAUUCAUUAAUGCAGCAAUUUUGUCUCAUUUACUGCAAACGCAGCAAAUCUGGUAGCUCCACACUUAAAAUGUCUUGACUUCAAGAUUGUUGGUUAUCUUCAGGAUACCCUGAAACAGGGAUGUUAUAGCAGCCCCUUCUGGUGUUUGAGGCAAGUUACAAAUUAUUAAACUGUGCACCAGAUAACAUGAGUAAGAGUUUAUGAAAAUUUCUCCUGAUUGCUCAAACCCCCACGUGCCUUGAGAAAAGGUGAAGUGAUCGAGGUGGUAAGACAUGUGUUACUCCUACACCUUUUGUAAAGCAGCUUGUUUUUAAUAAUUGCUCUGCUUUUAAUGCCAGUUUUGACUGUAAAAAGCUGGCUUCCAGCAUCUUCCAAUAUUUUUUUUAUCCAAUUAUGUUAAUUCUAAUACCAAGCAGGUGGUGGCAGCAGUAAAGCAGAAUUGUGUGGGCAUGAGUACAUGUUAGCCGCAGAGGUGAAAAGAGAAAUUACUUUAUUGCAAAGUUAAAGGACUUCACCCCCAUUGUACAUGAUUUGGGGGGGGAAAAGCAUUUCCAUAAGUUAGCUUGUGGACUUUAAUAAAGAUUUUUAAUGUUUGAA
This is a messenger RNA of Amblyraja radiata (thorny skate), 4649 nucleotides long. RefSeq names its product TELO2 interacting protein 1 (gene tti1). The record is from RefSeq and is a predicted model, not a curated record. The coding region runs from base 110 to 3331 and encodes 1073 amino acids. NCBI's taxonomy places the organism in Eukaryota, Metazoa, Chordata, Chondrichthyes, Rajiformes, Rajidae. Gene Ontology annotation, cellular component: cytoplasm. The transcript has 8 exons.